AUGAAAAGAAGAGGACUGCGAACUCUUUCCAAUAUCCUGUUGGCAAGUAUGGCCGUUACCGACCUUCUCGUAGGUGGUAUAUGCGUGCCGUUAUCUGCUAUAGAUGGAUUAUUACUUCCCUAUCAAAUUCUUACUGGUCAGCAUAUUUGCAAGUUAGACGUGGCAACUGCCUUUGUCACAUUUACUAUGUCGUAUGUUUCACUUGUCCAUCUGGUAAUCAUUGCAUGGGAGCGGUACGUGGCCAUUCGAAGAUGGAGGGACUAUAGAAGUAUAUUGACUAAAGGCCGUUUAAAAAAGCUGGCAGUAAUAGCUUGGAUUUCGUCAAUACUAUGCAUUUUGAUUCCAAACCUCAUUUCAAUGGUACUCAGAGGAGAGACUUCGUUUUUAGCUCUAGGUUUUUCUACGGCUUGUUUCUUGGUACUCAUUGUAUAUUUUUACUUUAUGGUGUUCCUUAAAAUUCGAAAACAAAAAAUCAAUGAACUUUUCCAGGCCAGCAUUUUAGUGUCAAUGAAAAUGGAAAGGAGAGUUGCAAUAACCACUGCCAUGGUUACAGCAGCCGUGAUUCUGUCCUUCGUUCCUGUUGCUUCUCUGAAUCCAUUAGGAAACGUUUUUCCCGUUCUCUUGAAAAUGUCGUCAUGGCGAGUGGGGGAAACACUAAUGCUUUCAAAUUCUUUAGUUAAUCCACUCAUUUACUGCUACAGAGACCGCCAUUUUAGGAAAGCUGUGCUCGAGAUUUUGAGGAUUAAAAAA
Messenger RNA from Porites evermanni, 750 nucleotides. Lineage: Eukaryota; Metazoa; Cnidaria; Anthozoa; Scleractinia; Poritidae. The record is from the annotation of a GenBank genome assembly.